Molecule: messenger RNA, 1952 nt
Organism: Asparagus officinalis (garden asparagus)
Lineage: Eukaryota; Viridiplantae; Streptophyta; Magnoliopsida; Asparagales; Asparagaceae
Product: serine/threonine-protein kinase GRIK2-like
Exons: 12
Coding region: 469-1617 (382 amino acids)
Biological process (GO): protein phosphorylation; intracellular signal transduction
Cellular component (GO): cytoplasm
Molecular function (GO): protein serine/threonine kinase activity; ATP binding
Source: RefSeq, a predicted model, not a curated record
GAAUGGUAAUACACUCGCGCGAUUAAAAAUCGCAGCUUGUCCCUUUCUCCGUCUCCUUUUUUCUGUGAAUCUCUCCCGCAAAUUUCUCAAAUCAAAUUAGGGUUUUCUUCGCUCCCCUCUUUCCUCCAAAUUAGGGUUUUGUCCUUUUGCAAACCAAUUUUGUUAUCUGUAGGGUUGGAGAAGAUCGAUCGGUGCUUUACUUCUGCUUGACUUGGGGAAAAUCUGGGGAAAUUGUGAUGAGUCGAUUAGGGAUCGAUAGAGGGAUCGAGCUUGUGACCUACUUCGUUCCUCUUUGCGAGUGGCAUCCUGUCUUAUUGGUGUUUUAGCGAUUGCUUUUUGCCAAUUAAGGAGUUUCGAGACGAAACUGAAAGCUCUAGUUUAGGGUUUUAGGAUACAUCCACCAGUUCUUCUUGGAGUUUUUGCUAAUUGAUUUUGAAGUUUCGCAUUGUCCUUUUAUCUUCGAGGGAGAUGGGCUGCUGUAGCUGCCUCGGUUUCAUGAGGAAAUCCCAUAGGUCCCUACUAUCAUUUAAUGGGACUACAGAUCAGUCUUCCCAAGACUCUUUGCUUCCGCAGAGUAUGGAAGAUGCUUAUUCUUACAAUAGGGACAGUGAUGGUAGCUGGCGGCGACGUGGUAAAAGUUCUGAGGAGAUUCUCCUUGCAAAAGCUCGAAAGGGCUUGAUAUGCAGGGAGGUCCCGGUGAAGGAAACUAGGAAGGUUACUAUCUCUGAGGAUGAAAAUGGAAAUAAAAUGGUUAAUGAAUAUGUUCGGGAGUGCAAGAUUGGCUCUGGAAGCUAUGGAAAAGUGGUGCUGUAUCGAAGUGUUAAAGAUGGGAAUCAAUAUGCAAUAAAGGUUUUCCACAAAUCACAUUUGUUGAAGUUGCGAGUGGCACCUUCUGAAACUGCCAUGACUGAUGUUCUUAGGGAGGUAUCCAUCAUGAAAAUGUUGGACCACCCCAAUAUAGUGAAACUGAUUGAGGUGAUUGACGACCCACUGACAGAUAGCUUUUACAUGGUUCUAGAAUAUGUAUCAGGCAAGUGGGUGUCUGGGGGUGGUUCUUGUUCAGGAGGUUUAGGAGAAAGUAAAUCAAGAAGGCAUUUACGAGAUGUUGUUGCAGGGCUCAUGUAUCUCCAUGCUCAUAAUAUUAUUCACGGUGAUAUUAAGCCAGAUAACCUCUUGGUGACGAGCAAUGGGAAUGUCAAGAUAGGAGAUUUCAGUGUCAGUCAAGUAUUCGAGGAUGACAAUGAUGAGCUCCGGAGAUCUCCUGGAACUCCUGUUUUUACUGCCCCUGAGUGUUGUUUAGGAUCAACCUAUCGUGGGAGGGCCGCUGAUACAUGGGCUGUAGGGGUCACUUUAUAUUACAUGGUUUCGGGUCAAUACCCGUUUCUUGGUGAAACUCUACAAGAUACUUAUGACAAGAUUGUAAAUAACCCUUUGAUGCUGCCCGAUGACAUUAAUCCCCAACUGAAGAACUUGCUUGAAGCGCUUCUCCACAAAGAUCCCAAACAGCGAAUUACUUUGCAUGCUGUUGCUCAGCAUCCUUGGGUCAUAGGAGAGGAGGGUCCUAUCCCUGACUUCUUGUGCCACUGCAGGCGAAAAAAUUGUUCAUUACGAAGUUAGCGUCCUAUGUUCUAGUCUCUAGACUGAUGCUGGAGCGAGAACCUCAUGAGCAAGCAAGACUGACUGACUUCAAGGAAAAUAAUAAUAGUUUGUCGCUGUCAAUUUCCCCCCCUUUCUCAGAAUAUAUUGUAACGCUGUAACAUCCUUGGCUUCUUUGUUGUAUUAUAGUUUGUUAUUUCCAGUUCAGUGAGGGAGAGAAUAAAAUAACGACACCUUUUCGAGAGUUGCUUCUUCCGAUUGUCACUCAUGACAGGUAUAGGAAGAAAUUGUAUAUGAAUCGUUAUAUAUCAUGAUUUUGAGUGUACUUAUCGUUAGUCGUUGGAUUCUAACUGUUA